UACCAAGUCGCUGUCACUUCGUUUACCGACCCGGUUUCAAAAAAUAAACAAAAUAAUGAUCUGUUCUUAAAUAGGUGUUCGAUGUGAAAAAAUGACUGCUAUAUUAUGACCGUUAAAUCCAAAUAUAUUUCUUGUGGUACUGUUAAAAAUGGCUCACACGAACCGAAUAGUAGUUCUUGUGGAUAUGGAUUGUUUUUUUUGCCAAGUGGAAGAGCAAAUAAAUCCAAGACUUAAGGGUAAACCGGUCGCUGUAGUGCAGUAUAACGAAUGGAGAGGUGGUGGAAUUAUAGCAGUCAAUUACCCAGCAAGAGAUCGGGGAGUUACAAGACACAUGAGAGGCAACGAAGCCAAAAAAAUUUGUCCGGAUAUCCAACUUGUAAAGGUUCCUCAGAUGCGUGGAAAAGCUGAUACAUCAAAAUAUCGGGACGCCGGAAAGCGAGUAGCAGAUGUCCUACAAACUUUUACUCCUCUUUUAGAAAGAGCUUCCGUCGAUGAGGCCUACCUUGAUAUUACCCAAGAGGUGGAAAAACGCGUGCAAGAACAUUGCCAAGUCACUGUUGACAAACUAAAAAACACCUUCGUUGUGGGCUCAGAAACCGCCGAUUUUGUGGACAAUCUUAAACAUGCUCGAAUAUUUGACGAGGAUCUCUUUAAACUGGCAGUGGGUGGGAUGAUUGCUGAGGAAAUAAGGGAGGCGGUGUUCCAAAGAACGGGUUACAGAUGUUCAGCUGGCAUUGCUCACAACAAAAUAUUAGCCAAAUUGGUAUGCGGACUGCAUAAGCCCAACAAGCAGACCUUGUUGCCGCACAGAGCUGUACCCCAGCUGUAUGAGAAUAUGCCACUAAAAAAAAUUACUAGUUUGGGCGGUAAAUUUGGGGCCACACUAUCAAAAGUGUUGCGAAUCAAUAAUAUGGGCGAGUUGGUUCGAUUUACAGAGAAAGAGCUCUGUGGAUUGUUUGAUAACAAGACUGGGCAUUGGCUCUACAACAUCGCUCGCGGUAUAGAUUUGGAACCGGUGACUGUGAGGCUCAUUCCAAAGUCCAUAGGUUGCGGCAAAAAUUUUCCGGGCAAGGGGGCGUUAUUCACGGAAAGCGCCGUGGAACACUGGUUGGGAGAACUCGCGGACGAAUUAUCCGGCAGACUGCAGAAGGACUCUUCAGAAAAUAAUCGCCGAGCUAAAUUAUUGAGCGUUAAUUUUUCGCAGAUCGUCAAAUCCAACAAUGUGGCGAGCACGAGGUCCUGCCCUUUUGGUUCCUACGAUCGGCAAAAGUUGGCCGCAAAGGCGGUGGACAUUGUAAAGAAGAAUUGUCGCAAAGAGGACGGCAGCUAUCAUGUGACUCAUUUGGGUUUGAACAUGACUAAUUUCGAAGAUACCAAAAACGUCAGGGAAAUCACGUCAUUCUUUAAGAACGCUGGCGUCGAUCAUAAAAACUCGUCCUGCUCCACCGAAGAAGACGAUGUAGAUCGGAACUUGGUGUAUUACGAAGACGUUAAUCCGGAAUCCAUUCUCGAUCAAAGUUUUCCCUCCGAAAAUCCUUCCAAUGUGUCGGCUAGUUCGACGGACUCGAUAAGUCCGGAAAUAUUUCACAACGAAACUGAACCCGUUGCGGAAAUCGAGAGACCUCCCUCGACCUCAUUUUUCCAUAAUUAUUUCUCCGAAAACCUCAAACGGGAUUUCGAUACAUCGAAGGUUAUAGAUACUGACUCUGAAGAUCUUGAAACUUCCUCAGAAACUGCAUCUUCGACCCGGAUCUGCGAGGAGUGUGGAAAACAAGUGGACCUGUCUGAACUUCAGUGUCAUAUGGAUUAUCAUUUCGCCUUGAAUAUGGUUAAGAGUGAGGCGCACAUAUACAAAACGCCAAGUAGCGAGAAAACGUUAUCGAACCACGUGGUCAAAAGCAAAUCGACGAUGGGUAAGAAAAGAAAGAAGUCCCCGGAAAUCGGUGCGAGACCCCUAUCGGCGUAUUUUAAAACUAGUGCGGAGCCUCCAGACAGCGCCAGGAACGAGCUGUGCCUAGAAUGCAACAAACGGUUCGAGUCGAAAGAGUUUUCCGACCAUAUGGAUUACCAUGCGGCGAAGAAGUUGCAUUUGGAAUUGAAUUCUGGACCCGGUCCCGCCAAAAGUAAACGAAAUUUGACGGGAGGUCAGAGCAUUUUAAACUUUUUAAAGAAAUCUUAGGUCAAUUUUUCAAAGAAACUUCCAGAGGCUACUGUAAUACUUUUUAUAAACCCUCUGGA
Cylas formicarius (sweet potato weevil) is the source of this 2238-nucleotide messenger RNA. RefSeq names its product DNA polymerase eta (gene DNApol-eta). The record is from RefSeq and is a predicted model, not a curated record. Gene Ontology annotation, cellular component: site of double-strand break; replication fork; nucleus. Gene Ontology annotation, molecular function: DNA-directed DNA polymerase activity; damaged DNA binding. NCBI's taxonomy places the organism in Eukaryota, Metazoa, Arthropoda, Insecta, Coleoptera, Brentidae. Gene Ontology annotation, biological process: response to radiation; error-prone translesion synthesis. The coding region runs from base 149 to 2179 and encodes 676 amino acids. The transcript is spliced from 4 exons.